Molecule: messenger RNA, 2961 nt
Organism: Aspergillus melleus
Lineage: Eukaryota; Fungi; Ascomycota; Eurotiomycetes; Eurotiales; Aspergillaceae
Product: putative nitrate reductase
Exons: 6
Coding region: 1-2961 (986 amino acids)
Molecular function (GO): oxidoreductase activity; molybdenum ion binding
Source: RefSeq, a predicted model, not a curated record
AUGUCUCCUCCCGCUGCCAUCUCCCCACCGCCGAGCACCAAGACCAGAGAGGACAUUUUCAAUGAGCCCGAUUGGAACAAGGUUCAUAGUCAUCGCGUUGGCCUCCGGAACAAAGAUGAUCGGUUCCCGGGUCUUACGCACGAUGGGGAUGAUCCGCGAUUUCAGCUAGAGGAGCUGUCAGAGAAGGAGGUGGAGAUGUUGCAGGCGAUGAAGGCCAAGGGAGAGUUGCUUACGGUGAGGGAUUUCAUGAAGGACCAGGAGGAUUUCCACUUAACUCGACCGGAAGUGCAUCCUAAGCACUGGCGAUACGUGUUGCAUACGACCGAAGACUUCAUUAAAUAUGAGGAGGACUGGCCGAUCAACAAGAAGGAUCCCAAAAAGCCGCAUACGCAGGCUAACGGCAUCAACGGGACGGCAAAUGACAAGUACACCCCUGAGCAACUGGCGUUCCUGAAGAAUCUCCAGGAUGAAGCUGAGUAUUUCCGCACCUUGAAGAUCAACGACGGAAAGGGCGUUUCUCCCGUGAAAGAUGCGCCUAUGCCUGCGGAUGUCAACGACCAGGACAAGCUCACGCCCGAUAAUUGGGUCCCUCGGUCGGAUCGUCUCAUUCGGCAAACCGGUAGGCAUCCUCUCAAUGCAGAGCCUAACCUAUCGGAGCUUCUGGAUGCAGGUAUCAUCACUCCCAGUUCCCUGCACUAUGUCCGCAGCCAUGGCCCCGUGCCACAUCUUCUGUGGGAAAAUCAUAAGCUCGAGAUAUCGGCAGGAAUAUCCUUGAGCUUAUUCAUGGAUGACUUGGUGGACCAAUUCCAGAGCAUCAACAUCCCCGUUGUGCUUGCCUGUGACGGCAACCGUCGAAAAGAAGUCAACAUGGUCAAGCGAAGCAUGGGAUUCAAUUGGGGCGCCGGAGCAGUCAGCUGCGCAUACUGGAAGGGUGUGCUUCUACGCGACGUGUUAAUCAUGGCGGAAAUCGAGCAAUUGAUGGCGGAUUAUCCUAACCAACGUCUCUAUGUCAACUUCCAAGGGUCGGAAACAUGCGCCGAGGGCAAAUACGAGACUUCUAUCUCACUGGAUCAUAUCAUGAAUCCGGAAAACGAUGUAUUACUGGCUUACGAGAUGAACAAUAACCCAUUGCCCGCAGACCAUGGGUACCCCGUCCGACUCAUUGUUCCUGGAUUUGUCGGCGGUCGUUGUGUCAAAUGGUUGCAAAGCAUCUGGGUAACGGACAAGGAAAACGACAGUCACUAUCAUAUAUAUGACAACCGUGUGGUUCCCAGCUUUGUGGAGGAUAGAUCCUCGGAUUUUGGCAAAGCCAUGUACAAUCAUCCCAGCACGGCAUGCAUGGAACAGAUGCUGAACUCGGUCAUCAUGAGACCUGAUCAUGGUGAAAAGAUUAAGCUUGAGGGUGCCAAAAACGGAGAGAAAUACCGGGUCCAGGGAUACGCAUAUAAUGGUGGUGGGAAUGAAAUCCAACGUGUCGAGAUUAGCUUGGAUGGAGGGAACAGCUGGCUGUAUUGUACACGUCAGUAUCCGGAUGCACCCCUGCGUCAUGGACGAAAGUUCUGGACAUGGCUGCACUGGUACAAUGAUCUUCCCAUCGCGGAACUUCUGAAAGCGGAAAGCAUCACAGUUCGAUGCUGGGAUGUCAACAAAAAUACGCAACCAGAGAAAAUCCGGUGGAAUCUUGAGGGAAUGAUGAACAAUGCCCAGUUUGUGGUAAAGUCGGAAAUUGUUCAAGACCCGGAUACCUUUAAAUCUGUCCUACAAUUCCGCCAUCCAACUAAUGCGAGCGGCGAUGGUGGAUGGAUGGCGUCCUCCCGCGCGAAUCAGAUUAACGACUGGAAGCAAGAGGGUGACACGCCGGUCACGCAAUACGAUCGUGAAGAAAUCGAAAAGCAUUCGACCGCAACGGACUGUUGGCUCGUCAUCAAUAACAAAGUAUACGACGCGACCAGCGUUCUCGGGUGGCAUCCAGGGGGUCAAGCCGCCAUUUUAGCACACGCAGGCCGGGUACAUAUGCAGACAACGGACGAGUUUGAGUCUAUCCAUGAUACUCAGGCUCACGAGGAACUUCAAAAACACAUCAUUGGCGUGGUUACAAAGAACACGCAGGACUAUAUGAAACAGCUCGCAGAAGAGGAAGCGAAGAAAGAAGCCGAUGAAUCGCAUGACAAACCUGACAUGGCCCUGAAACAUCACAAAUGGAUCCAAGCCAAGUUUCUGCAAAAGACUGCAAUCUCUAACGACACGAAUCGGUAUAAGUUCUCCUUGCCAGACGGCAAGAAGCUCGGUCUAGAAACCGGGCAGCAUGUGCAAGUCGGAUUCCACUUUGAAGAUAAAAUGGUCUUCCGGUCAUAUACGCCCGUCAGACCGGUAACAGAAGAAGAGGAAGACGGAACAUUUGACCUCGUCGUCAAAACCUACAAGCCCGAUCUGCAGCAACCAGGCGGCACGAUGAGCAACAUCCUCGACUGUCUGCGCGAGCAUCAAGAGAUCGACAUCACCGGGCCGACCGGCGAGAUCCGCUACCAAGGGAACGGAAAGUUUCUGAUUGACGACGUGGAGUACCAUUUUGAUCGCAUUCAGUUGAUUCUUGGCGGCUCUGGAAUCACCCCCGGCUACCAAGUCAUCGCGCGUAUCUUGUCUUCUCCAGAGGAUAAGACGCAGAUCAAAGUCGUGGAUUCCAACAAAACUGAGAACGACAUCUUAAUGCACGACGAACUGACCAAGUUUGAAGAGGAACAUCCCGAUCAACUUCGCGUUUACCAUAUCCUUUCCCGAGCAGACCCGAGCUGGACUGGACUGCGCGGGCAUGUUGAUGAGUCAAUGCUCCGUAAAUAUGCGUUUGCGCCUGACGAGAAGACUGUCGCACUUCUAUGCGGACCACCUGCCUUGAUUACGGCAGUCGCGACGGCAUUGGAAAAUUGGGGGUAUCACAAAGAUCAUAACGUUUUUGGAUUUUAA